CUUCUAUGCGCCGCCCUUCAACGACACGGAAUGAAAGAGAACAUCACCUCCACCUCCCACUUCAUCGCACUUUGAAUCCACACGCGCGCGGCCGGCCUGCCAACUGCUGCACCCCAGCCCGACUCCGCACAAUCCCGCCGCCGCUCCCAUGCCCUCCGCCGAUAUGACCCUCAUGUCGCCCAAUCCCUCGCCCGCCACCACCACCCGCAAAUCCGGCUCUGCCCCCGAGAAGAAGUACAAGUGUCAAUUCUGCAAUCGCGCCUUUAGUCGGAGCGAGCAUCGCAGCCGUCACGAACGAUCCCACACCAAGGAACGCCCCUUCAAGUGCCUCAAAUGCCGUAGCACCUUUGUCCGCCGCGACCUCCUGCUGCGCCACGACCGUACCGUCCACGCAAAGGAUGGCGGCGUUCCUCUCCACAGCGAGGCAAAGCGUCGGACUGGUCCCAAGCCGCCAGAGGUGUCGGCCGCCCCCGCCUCCCAGAAGCAACCGUCGACGGCCCUGGACACGACGACGCUCGAACAGAUUGAGGCAAGCAGCGACGAGAUGGUCGAUAUCGAGGCAGCCGCAAUGCUGAUGACCGACUUCCACCACAAGGCAAUGGCUAGCCAGGAGCCCGAACCUGCCCCAGACGCGUCCGAUGCUGCUCAUUCUCCCAGCGGACCUGCCCUCCUCGAGCCCAAUGUCGCCUACACGGCCCCAGGUCAGAUGUCGCUCCCCCAGAUGCCGUGGGACUCGAUGAUGCCGCAUAACGUCUCGGAACCGAAAGCACACUCCGGCGCCACGAGCUCGGCCGAACCUCACCCCGCCUUCACCACUGCGAGUGCUCUGAGUUCUCACCCUCAUCAGCUACCACCGAUCAUGGAGCGACAGAUGUCUGGCAGUGAUGCCCCCCUUCCGCCGUCCUUCCCGUCGAUAGGUGGAUCUGGAUCCAUCACGGGUCUGGGGACGCCAGGAGCCUUGUCUCCCUAUCCCAUGCUGGGUCCCGUCUCGCCUGUCGACUACCGUCGCUCGCCUGGCCCCACGCAAGCGCUUACAAUGACCAAGGCUCCCCAGGUUGAUUCGGAAGAGCAAUGCAUGAAGAUCUACGACAACAUCAAGAAUGCGGAUACCGAGAACGCGUUGUUGGACACAUUCCAUUUGCCUAGCCUGAACACGCUCAACCGACUCCUGAAGACAUAUUUUGACCUCUUCCACCAUCAUUUGCCCUUUCUGCAUCCGGCAACGUUCAACCCCACCGAGGUCUCCGCCCCGCUUUUGCUCGCCGUCCUGGCCAUUGGUGCACUGUACAUCUUCGACCAAGACCAAGCCUACAUGCUUCAUAUUGGCUCGAAGAUACUAGUGAACCAGUUCCUGCAAAACAAGGAGAACUUCAGCUCCCGAAAAUGCCCGCUCUGGACCAUGCAGGCGACGCUCCUAAACAUGAUCUUCGCCAGCUGGAGCGGUGAUCCCAAGGGCUUGGAAUGGGCUUGCUCCAUCAAAAGUCUACUUGCCAAUAUGGUGGCAGGUAAUCGUUAUGAGCUCAAGCUACGCUCAGAGGCACGAGAAGGCGCUCAGCCAAACCACGAGGAGUGGGUUGUGGACGAGCAAUGUCGGCGGACCUACUAUGCUGUUUACAUCUUCUUUGGCCUCCUCACACUGACGUACAACCAUACUCCGGCCAUGGGCUUCAACGAAUUCGAUACCCUAGAGUUACCCUCCUCCGAAUCGCUAUGGACGAUGGAGGUUUCCAACGAUGAAUCAUGGCGUGAAAGCCUGAAAGCAUCCAAGAUCAUCACCUUCCGACAGGCACACGACAAGCUUUUCCAAGGGGAACCGGCCCGUUAUAGUGCCUUCGCUACUCGGGUCAUGAUCAACGCCCUCUUCUUGGAGGUGUGGUACCACAAGCGCAGUCCCGAGGCUCUGCAGGAUGUCGUGACCGAGUACAAGCUCCGACUUGCGCUCGAGACGUGGUCCAAGUCUCUUGAGCUCUGCGAACCCGAAACCGUCGUGGUUCAGCUGAGUGCGCCUCACAAAGGCCAUCCUCUGAUCUUCAACGCUAUGGCUCUGUAUCGGAACACCCGCGCUCGUCUAGUGGUGGAUUUGAAAUCGGUCCAAGAGGCACUUCGCUAUCAUGAUUCCUACGAAGUGGCAGCUGCCAUGACCAAUGCGCGGGAUAAGGUCCAGCGUUCGCAGGAGAUGAUCAAGGUCAUUCAAGAGUGCUUCGAUUGCAUCGAGGUUGCCGCCGUGCAAGGCAUUCGCUGGGUCGCCCGAACUUCCGCUACGAACUGGAGCAUCGAGCACCCUCUUUCCGGAAUGGAUCUCAUGGUCAUUCUUACCCUCUGGCUCUAUCGUCUGGAACAUGACGAGGAGCCUGCUAACGAGGAAGAGCUCGCCAUGUACAACAAACUACGGAACCUCUUCGAGGCUGACUCCGUCGAUGUGUAUGGUGCUAAGCUCAGCUCCACUGUCGCAAGGCUCUGGGGCAGUAUGCUCGACGAGGUGGUGGUAUGGGGAAUCACCAAGCUGAUGGGUGAAGCCUUUAAGCUUCAUUCGCAAGCCCUCGUCGGGUAUGAAGACGCCAUGUCUGAGCACUCGUCCGCCACGCCUUCAAUGGCUCCUGGCGGCGUACAGGUGCUUGAAAUGCAAGUGGCUUACUGAUUGUAGGCCACCGCAACCACUGUAACGAUGACCACGAUAGUUUCCAUUUGCUUCCUCGUUCAAAUCGCACAAGACUGGACCUUUCCCUUCGGCUUUGUCCCCUCUCCGUUUCCCGCCGCAUGACACCGAGCCGAGAUCGCCUUUGUCAUUGCAUACUGGGUGUUUUGUCUUU
Westerdykella ornata is the source of this 2810-nucleotide messenger RNA. RefSeq lists its product as uncharacterized. Gene Ontology annotation, molecular function: RNA polymerase II cis-regulatory region sequence-specific DNA binding; zinc ion binding; DNA-binding transcription factor activity, RNA polymerase II-specific. Gene Ontology annotation, cellular component: chromatin. Gene Ontology annotation, biological process: regulation of transcription by RNA polymerase II; DNA-templated transcription. Bases 149 to 2638 code for a protein of 829 amino acids. Lineage: Eukaryota; Fungi; Ascomycota; Dothideomycetes; Pleosporales; Sporormiaceae. The transcript has 4 exons. The record is from RefSeq and is a predicted model, not a curated record.